UAUACACAGAAACUGCAUUGGGAGAAAGUUUCGAUUUGUGUUUAACCAUGCAAGACGUUAGAACAUCUCUCCGGCCAACAUUUGAAGAGAGUAAAAUGGGUUUUAUGAAAGUUCUCAAGUGGCAAUUUUUACCCGCAGUGGUCUGUUUCAAUUUGGCUUAUUUGAUUUCUUACGUAUUUCCCUUUUGGUGUUUUAUUUUGAUCGUGAGUGGGUUAGCCCAGGUGAUCUACGGUUACUACAAUUCCAUGUCCAUAUCUCCGCAAGGCCGUGGUGUGCUGAUUACCGGAUGCGACUCCGGCUUUGGACAUCAGUUGGCAGAGAAGUUGCAUUCAAUGGAUUUUACUGUCUUUGCUGGUUGCGUAGAUGAAAAGAGUUACGGCGCAUUAGGCCUGCAAAGCAUAGGGAAUGAAACUGGAAGAUUGCAUGUUCUGAAAUUGGAUGUUACCAGUAACGAAGAUGUUAACAAAGCGCGUGAAUAUGUCGAAAAUCAUCUUCCGGCGUUGGGUAUGUGGGCCAUUGUCAAUAAUGCCGGCCGCUACAUUGUUGGUUUUCUCGAAUGGCUCGCCAUGGAAGAUUAUAACAAAGUUGCAGCAGUUAAUUUGUUCGGCGCUAUCCGUGUGACGAAAGCAUUUUUACCACUUAUUCGCAAAAGUCAAGGACGGAUUGUUAACGUCUCUUCCAUCCUGGGUCGUAUUCCAGACCCAUUUUUGGGUGCUUACAGCAUCACGAAAUUCGCACUCGAAGCUUAUUCGGACAUUCUUCGUAUUGAAAUGAUCCCGUUCAAUGUGAAAGUCAGCAUGAUUGAACCGGGUAACUUUUUGGCUGCAACAAAUGUUCUUUCUGGAAAGGAAGGUCUGAUUGCAAUGGCCAAUGACUCGUGGAACAGACUGGAUGAGUCCAUCAAGAAAGACUAUGGAAAAGAGACGUUCGACAGGCAGAUGCGUAUAGUAGAAAUUCUGAUGAAACUCUCGGAAAGAGAUAGUGGAUCCGUCAUUUCGGCUAUGACAGAUGCUGUGUAUCGCGAAUAUCCCAAGAAUCGCUAUUUGGAAGCCACGUUGAUGGAUAAAGCUAUGGCCUAUUGUAUCCAAUUUUUGCCUACAUCGUGGAGUGACAGUCUGAGAUUAGGAUUCCAAAAACAGUUAAUCAAUUUGUACCGCUAAGACACCGUCCCUUAAAUUUCAU
Daphnia carinata is the source of this 1182-nucleotide messenger RNA. RefSeq names its product D-beta-hydroxybutyrate dehydrogenase, mitochondrial-like. Gene Ontology annotation, molecular function: oxidoreductase activity. The transcript is spliced from 4 exons. The record is from RefSeq and is a predicted model, not a curated record. NCBI's taxonomy places the organism in Eukaryota, Metazoa, Arthropoda, Branchiopoda, Diplostraca, Daphniidae. The coding region runs from base 48 to 1160 and encodes 370 amino acids.